AUGCUCUCUGCUGCUCACAAUGUGCUCUACUUCGUGCUCGACAUCAAACUGUUUGUCACCAGCUUCCUUCAAUACUUGUUUACAUUUUUAUUCCUUCAUCUACUAAAAUUUGCAAAUUUUGUUCCAAUUGUUCAAAUUCCAAAAAUGCAAUUAUUUUAUGCGGCUGGCGCAAAAUUUGUCGAAACAAUUUUGGCGGCUUUUGCGAAUUCGCACAAUCGAACCGGCGAAUUGUAUUUAGUUCGAGUUUUUGACUUCUUCUUCACUUUUUCAAUUGUUUUCUACCACACGUUUCGAGCAAAACAUGGAGUUCCAAUGAAACCAGAAAGCUUCUUAAUUAUCCCACUCGGCCUGUUCGUUUCAAUCAGCUGGCUGGAACCCGGCCAAUUGGAAUACAGUGCAAUUUCAGCGAUUGCUGCCUUCCUUCUUCCAUUCGCUCGAGCGGCAUCUUUGAUUCUUCUCAAAAACGCAUUCGAAUCGACCGGAAAAGUUCAUCUAAACGCAUUCUGUUUGGAGUACACCCGCUAUGUGUGCGCAUUUCUCGCAAUCCCAGCCCUUUUUUCCUAUUUGGGCAGCUCCGUUGAAGUGACGGCCAGUUGGGAAUCCAUCGACUACGUCCUCAUGUAUCUGUCAUUCUUAUACAUGAUUUGCAAUCAAUACAGUGAUUUGUGGUUGAGUCUAAGUCUCAACUCGAAUUCCUACGUCACAUUGGACAACACGAAAUACCUCCUCGCUUCUUGCGCGCAAUGGAUCAUCCAGAACAUGGCUCACCCAAACAUACUGGCAUUCGGAGCAAAAUUCGUCGCAUUUUCUUGCUUAUUCAGAAUUUGGACAAGAUUCAAUUGA
This is a messenger RNA of Caenorhabditis bovis, 843 nucleotides long. The record is from the annotation of a GenBank genome assembly. NCBI's taxonomy places the organism in Eukaryota, Metazoa, Nematoda, Chromadorea, Rhabditida, Rhabditidae.